This is a messenger RNA of Lodderomyces pseudojiufengensis, 1041 nucleotides long. RefSeq names its product H(+)-transporting V0 sector ATPase subunit d. Gene Ontology annotation, molecular function: proton-transporting ATPase activity, rotational mechanism. Gene Ontology annotation, biological process: vacuolar acidification; proton transmembrane transport; vacuolar transport. The transcript has a single exon. The coding region runs from base 1 to 1041 and encodes 346 amino acids. The record is from RefSeq and is a predicted model, not a curated record. NCBI's taxonomy places the organism in Eukaryota, Fungi, Ascomycota, Pichiomycetes, Serinales, Debaryomycetaceae. Gene Ontology annotation, cellular component: vacuolar proton-transporting V-type ATPase complex; proton-transporting V-type ATPase, V0 domain; fungal-type vacuole membrane.
AUGGAAGGUCUUUAUUUCAACGUUGAUUAUGGAUAUGUCGAAGGUGUAGUCAGAGGCUAUAGAUCAGGAUUAUUGACAUCAAAUCAAUAUGUGAAUUUAACACAAUGUGAUAAUUUAGAAGAUUUAAAAUUACAAUUAUCAUCUACUGAUUAUGGUAAUUUUCUAGCAAACUAUUCAGGACCUUUAAGUACUUCAGUAUUGCAAGAAAAUUUAAAUAAAAAAGUAUAUCAACAAUAUCAAUAUAUAAAAACUCAAUCUUCUGGGAUAUUGACUGAAUUUAUGAAUUAUAUUCAAUAUGGAUAUAUGAUUGAUAAUGUUAUCUUAAUGAUUACUGGUACUUUACAUGAAAGAAAUAAAUCAGAUAUUUUAAAAAAAUGUAAUCCAUUAGGUUGGUUUGAUACUUUACCUACAUUAACAAUAAGUACAGAUAUUGAAAGUUUAUACUCAACAGUAUUGAUAGAUACACCAUUAGCCCCAUUUUUUAAAAAUUGUGUAAGUGCAGAUGAUUUGGAUGAUUUAAAUAUUGAAAUUAUAAGAAAUAAAUUAUAUAAAAAUUAUUUGGAAUCAUUUAUGGAAUUUGUACAAAAAAAAUUUUAUGGACCAGAUCAAGAAAUUAUGACAAGAUUACUUACAUUAGAAGCUGAUAAAAGAGUUAUAAAUAUUGCCUUAAAUUCAACAAAUAAUCAAGAAUUAUCAAUUGAAGAUAAAUUAAGUUUAUUUCCAUCAUUAGGUCAAUUAUAUCCAACUUAUCAUUUAGAAUUAGCUCAAGCAGAUGAUUUUGAACAAUUAAAAAUCAUUAUUGAAAAUAUAGGAGACUAUCAAGAUUUAUUUAAUGAUAAUUCUGAUAAAUCAUUAGGUGAUUGGUUUUAUUUAUUAGAAAUGCAAUAUUGUAGAGAUGCUUUCACACAACAAUUCACUUUAAGUACAGUUUAUGCUUGGUUAAAAUCUAAAGAACAAGAAAUUCGAAAUAUUACUUGGAUAGCUGAAUGUAUUGCUCAAAAUCAAAAAAGUAGAAUUGAAAAUUACAUAUCCGUAUUUUGA